Molecule: messenger RNA, 8285 nt
Organism: Terrapene triunguis (Three-toed box turtle)
Lineage: Eukaryota; Metazoa; Chordata; Testudines; Emydidae
Gene: STAB2
Product: stabilin 2
Exons: 64
Coding region: 220-7428 (2402 amino acids)
Biological process (GO): cell adhesion
Molecular function (GO): hyaluronic acid binding; calcium ion binding
Source: RefSeq, a predicted model, not a curated record
AAGCCAUGUAUUUUGGUAUUUUUCCUAUCUAAGGGCAGGUUUCACGUGCUUUGUGGUUUAGCUCAUUGCUUUCUCCAGGAAAAGGAGGGAAGUCACUUUAGUUUUUUCACUGGAAUGUAGUAAAGUGGUAAGGCUACCAAAACUCUGAUCAUUUUCAGCCAUAGCAUUAUUACUCAUGACUGAAGAGUUCCGAAGAAAAUAAAUCAACAGUUUUUCAUAAUGGAAAAACAUAUGGUUGUUUUAUUCCUUGUAUCUUCUUUGGUUGCAAAUAACCUCUCUUCACCACCAAAGCCCACAGAUCAGGUGAAGAAUAAGUGUGAUCAGAAGAUGCUCAUUACAACCAAAACCGAAUGCCGAUCUUGCUCUCUAAACCUUGAAAUCCGGUGCCCUGAUGGUUAUAGUAAAAUGACCAAUGGAUCUGGAAUACGAGGUUGCAGGUAUUACCUUGAAAUCAGGACUUACACUUUAUCUCUUCCUGGAUGUCGGCAUAUAUGUAUGAAGGAAUUUCAACAACCUGAGUGCUGCCAGGGAUAUUGGGGCCCAGAUUGUAUGGCAUGUCCAGGAGGAGCUGCAUCACCAUGCAAUAACAGAGGCCGCUGUUUUCAGGGUAUAAAUGGGGAUGGAAAAUGCACUUGCCAACAAGGAUUUGGUGGGACAGCCUGUGAAACUUGUGCUGAAGAUAAUUUAUUUGGACCCAACUGCACUUCAGUUUGCAACUGUGCUCAUGGAGUAUGCAACAGUGGAAUUACAGGGGAUGGAGGAUGUACCUGUUUGUCUGGAUACAAAGGGCUUAACUGUGAUCAGGCAAUACCUGAGUGUGAGGCCUUACAGUGCCCUGAAAACUCCAGAUGCUCUAUUUCUAGUGAAGAUGAAACCAAAUUGGAGUGUACAUGUCUUCCCAAUUACCAUGGAGAUGGUAAACAAUGCGAACCUAUCAACCCGUGCUUGAAAAAGGUCUGUGAUCCGAAUGCUUAUUGCACCUAUCUUGGACCUAAUCGUCAUAAAUGUGUUUGCCAAGAAGGUUACAGAGGGGAUGGCCAAGUCUGCUUACCAAUAGAUCCUUGCCAAAGGAUGUUCGGAAAUUGCCCUACAGAGUCUACCAUUUGCAGAUAUGAUGGUCCAGGAAAGUCCCACUGUGAAUGCAAAGAACAUUACAGAAAUUUAGUACCUGGAAAAGGAUGCAGUAUGACAGAUAUCUGUGAGACUAACAACACAUGCCAUAAAAAUGCAAAAUGCACUACGGUUGCGCCGGGACAAAUUGUGUGUACUUGCCAGAAGGGUUAUGUAGGUGAUGGGUUUGUAUGCUAUGGGAAUAUAAUGGAACGCAUCAGAGACCUGAACACUGAACCGGGAGGACAGUGGCAAGGAAAACUGACAUCUGCCAUAGCACUCAUUGAAAAUGUCUACGAAUGGCCUCUAAGUAGUCUGGGACCAUUUACUGUUUUACUGCCAACAAACAAGGGAUUCAAAGGAAUUAAUAUAAAGGACCUUCUGAGCAACAAGGAGAAUGCCCAGUACUUUGUAAAACUCCAUAUAAUUGCUGGUCAGCUGAACACCAAUAGCUUGAAUAAUAUAGAUACAAUUUACACCUUGACUGGAAAGCCAGGGGAGAUAUUAAAAGGUGAUAAGGGACAAAUCUUGGUGAAUGGUAAAGAAACAGAAGAAACAGAUAUUGUUGCCAAAAAUGGUCGAAUAUACACUCUUGCAGGUGUUCUUAUUCCUCCCUCAAUUGUUCCUAUUCUACCACACAGAUGUGAUGGGGGAAGGAGUGAAAUUAAAAUGGGUACCUGUGUAAAAUGUUCAGUAUUCUACAGGAGCACUUGUCCAGAAGACUCAAAGCCCAUAACUUCUUCAGGGCGUAGAUGUGUUUAUGAAGCCCUGUCCUAUCCAACAACCGGCUGUGCUAGGUACUGCAAUGUAACAAUAAAGGAACCUAAGUGUUGCAAAGGCUUCUAUGGGCCAGAGUGCAAUCAGUGUCCAGGAGGAUUUUCCAAACCCUGCUCAGGAAAUGGACAGUGUGUGGAUGGAAUGAAAGGAAAUGGAACUUGUAUUUGUACUCAUGGAUUUCAAGGAUCCCAUUGUCAGUUCUGUUCAGACCCUGAUAAAUAUGGUACUCAGUGUGACAAAAAAUGUCUGUGUGUUUACGGGAAGUGUGAUAACAGGAUAGAUAGUGAUGGCAUCUGCCUUGGCGGAUCAUGCAAAAGUGGAUAUGCUGGGAAACUCUGUGAUAAGCAGAUAGUUCCGUGUGGGCCUUUUGUGCAAUUCUGUCAUGCACAUGCAAAUUGUCAGCUUAGUAAUGGUGCCAUGAGCUGCAUCUGCAAACCUGGAUAUGAGGGAGAUGGAACAACCUGCAGUGAAGUAGAUCCUUGUGCUAGUUUAGCUCAAGGUGGUUGCGAUACCAAUGCAGAAUGUAUUAAAACAGGCCUUGGAACUCACACAUGUGUGUGCCAGCCAGGAUGGAGUGGUAAUGGAAGAGAUUGCUCAGAGAUCAACAAUUGUCUGCUACCAAAUUUCAGAGGGUGCCAUAACAAUGCUACCUGCAUAUACGUAGGGCCAGGUCAGAAUGACUGUGAAUGUAAGAAAGGAUUUCGGGGGAAUGGAAUUGAAUGUGAACCAAUAAACUCUUGUCUGGAACAAAAUGGAAAGUGCCAUCACCUGGCAACUUGUCAGUUUGUGUCAUCUGGUGUCUGGGACUGUGUGUGUGCAAAGGGCUAUGAAGGAGAUGGCAUCAUAUGCUAUGGAAGUGCAGCAGAUGAGUUGUCUGCUCUAUCAGAGGCAGCUGGAUUUAACCAAUGGGUUAAUGAGGCUUCAAUGAACACAAUGCUGUCAGUGACUUCAAAUCUAACCAUCCUUGUGCCUUCCCUUCGAGCAAUUGAAAACAUGGAUCAAGAUGAGAAAGCCUUUUGGAUGUCAAAGAAUAACAUUGCAACCCUACUAAAAUAUCAUGUAUUAGUGGGAGCUUAUAGACUUGCUGACCUCCAGAAUUUAUCAUCAUCUGACAUGCUGGCAACAUCUCUGCAUAACAAUUUCCUGCAUCUGUCUAAUGAAAAUGAGAGCAUCACUAUUGAAGGAGCUAACAUUGUAGUUGGUGAUAUUGCAGCCACGAAUGGAAUCAUCCAUGUUAUUGAUAAGGUUCUAACACCACUCAGAGGUGUGAGUGGCACAUUGCCAAAACUGCUGGCUCGCUUAGAACAGAUGCCCGAUUACUCCAUUUUCAGGGGUUAUGUUAUUCAAUAUAGUCUGGCAAAUGAAAUAGAAGCAGCUAACACUUACACAGUUUUUGCCCCAAAUAAUGAUGCAAUUGAAAGUUACCUCAGGAAUAAAAAGUCUGCCACUCUGGACGAGGACCAAAUCCGAUACCACAUUGUGUUGGAGGAAAAGCUCUUGAAGAACGACAUGCACAAUGGCAUGCACAGGGAGACCAUGCUCGGGUUUUCCUAUCAAGUGGGAUUCUUCCUGCACAACGGCCAGCUGUACAUCAAUGAGGCACCUAUAAAUUACACAAAUAUUGCAACUGACAAAGGUGUUAUCCAUGGAUUGGGAAAAAUUCUGGAAAUACAGAAGAACAGGUGUGAUAUCAAUGAUACUGUGAUUACAACCGAAAAGUGCAACCUGUGUUCGUAUCGAUCACGCUGCCCUCCUGGAACUAAAGAAUUUCUAGGAGAGAAGAAAUAUUGCAUCUAUACUGAAAACUUUAUGGGAAGGACAUCCAUUCAUAUUGGAUGCCUGCCAAAGUGCAUUAAAAAUAUCAUUACCAGAGAAUGCUGUGCAGGUUUCUUUGGUCAACAAUGCCAGCCCUGUCCAGGGAAAAGUGGAAAUGCCUGCUUUGGAAAUGGCAUCUGCUUGGAUGGUGUUAAUGGCACAGGCGUGUGUGAAUGUGAAGAGGGGUUUAAUGGAACAGCCUGUGAGCAAUGUAUUGAAGGCAAAUAUAGUCGCAACUGCAAUCAAGAAUGUACUUGUGUCCAUGGGAAAUGCAGCAGUGGGAUUGAGGGCGAUGGCUCCUGCGAGUGUGACGUUGGCUGGAGAGGUGUGAAAUGUGAGAGCGAAAUCAAAGAUGAUGCCUGUAACAGCACGUGCCACACCAGCGCUAACUGCCUCCUCAAGUCUGGUGGCACCGCAUAUUGCAAGUGUGCAGCUGGCUUUAAAGGGAAUGGAACACACUGUACAGUUAUUGAUGCAUGCGAGACCAGCAAUGGUGGCUGUUCUGUCAAAGCAGAGUGUAGAAAAACGACUCCAGGAAACAGAGUAUGUGUUUGUACAGCUGGAUACACUGGAGAUGGAAUAGUCUGCCUUGAAAUCAACCCUUGCUUAGAGAACAACGGUGGAUGUGAUAGAAAUGCGGAAUGCACUCAGACUGGACCCAACCAGGCCGUGUGUAAUUGUUUGAAAGGAUAUUCAGGAGAUGGUAAAACAUGCACGUACAUCAACCUGUGUUUAUCGAAUAACGGUGGCUGCAGUGAAUCUGCAAUCUGUAAUGACACCGAGCUGACAGAGAGGACCUGCACCUGCAAACCUGAUUACAUUGGGGAUGGAUUUAAAUGCCGAGGCAACAUCUACCAGGAGCUUCUUAAGGACUCCAAUACUACUGAUUUUUAUUUCCAUCUAAAGGCCCUUGCUCUCAAAGAUAUUGCAGGUUCUGGUCCUUUCACUGUGUUUGCACCCAGUAAAGAAGCAUUUAACAGUGAACCAAAAAUUAAAGAGUGGAUUGUCAACGGAGUGAUGCCCCAGAUCCUUAGGUACCAUGUGGUGGGCUGUGCCGGACUUCUCUAUAAUGACCUGACAACAAUUACAAAUGUCACCUCUCUCCAGGGGGACCCCAUCCAGGUCACUUUCUCACAGAAUUCAGUGUAUCUGAAUACCAAGGCUAAGAUUAUAUCCAGCGAUACUGUCAGCACAAAUGGUGUGAUACACAUCAUAGAUAAAAUCCUACUUCCACAACACAUGCAGGAUUUCCCUAAGAAGGAAUCGGGCACUGAGCGGGAAAGCCUUAAAAUGGUUGCAGCCAAACAAGGAUACAUCAUGUUCAGCAACUUGCUGGAGAAUGCCGGUUUGAUGAGUGUAAUCAAUGAUCCUCUUCAUAAACCAGUCACCUUGUUCUGGCCGACCGAUGAAGCUCUCAGAGCUCUUCCUAAGGAACAGCAGGAUUUCCUGUUUAAAAAAUCUAACAAGGACAAACUGGUGCAAUAUCUGAGAUUCCAUGUCAUCAGAGAUGCUAAGAUUUUAGCCUGUGAGCUCCCCAGCUCCAAUUCUCUGAAGACCCUUCAAGGUUCUGAUCUCAGUGUAAAAUGUGGGGAUAACAACAACUCUAUUGGUGACCUCUUUCUGAAUGACAGGAGGUGUAGGAUAGUGCAGCGGCACCUGGAGUUUGAUGGUGGCAUCGCUUACGGGAUUGACUGCAUGUUAAUGGACCCCACCCUUGGCGGGCGAUGUGACAAUUUUAUCACUGCAGAUUUCACGGGGGAUUGUGUUGGCUGUUACAAUAAUCCUAAAUGCCCUACAGCGACUAAACCAAAGGGAGGGAUACAGAAGUGUACAUACCAAUUCUAUGGCAGGAGCUUAGAUGGCUGUCGCCAGGAUUGUACGAUGGUCGUCUGGAUUGCAAAGUGCUGUCAAGGCUACUAUGGGCGAGACUGCCAAGCCUGCCCAGGAGGGCCAGAGACCCCAUGUAAUAAUCAUGGUUCAUGUAACGACAAAUACUCAGGAACCGGAGAGUGUAAAUGCAACAGUGGCUUCAAUGGGACUUCAUGUGAGCUGUGUUUGCCUGGAAGAUAUGGCUCUGACUGUAAACUCUGCGGCUGCAAGGCCCAUGGGCAAUGUGAUGAAGGAAUCUCUGGAUCAGGACAGUGUUUCUGUGAAACUGGAUGGACUGGUCGAUUCUGUGAAACCAAACUAGCUCUGCUGCCUGUGUGUUCACCUAAUUGUUCUAGUAACGCCGUCUGCAAAGAAAACAACAUGUGUCAGUGUAAGCCAUUUUAUGAAGGAGAUGGAAUCACAUGUACAGCUGUGAAUCUUUGUAAACAAAACAAUGGUGGGUGUCACCAGAAUGCAAAAUGUACCCAAACGGGUGUGACAGUCCUUUGUAGCUGUCAGAAAGGAUACACAGGAGAUGGCCGCACCUGCCUUCCUAUAAAUCCUUGCGCUGAUGGGCUCAAUGGUGGUUGCCAUGAACAUGCCAUUUGUAUAAUGACAGGACCUGAUAAAAGCAAAUGUGAAUGUAAAGAUAACUAUGUUGGUGAUGGGCUUGACUGCACUGUGAUGCAGCUUCCAGUUGACCGUUGUUUGCAAGACAACGGUCAGUGCCAUGCCGAUGCAAACUGUGCCGAUCUUCACUUCCAGGAUGCUACAGUUGGAGUUUUCCAUUUGCGCUCUCCCCAAGGGCAGUACAAACUGACUUAUGAAAAAGCAAAGGAGGCCUGCGCCGGAGAAGGCGCAACAAUAGCUACAUAUAAUCAGCUGUCAUAUGCUCAGAAGGCACAAUACCACUUCUGUGCUGCUGGCUGGUUAGAUAGUGAAAGAGUUGGUUAUCCAACUGCCUUCUCUUCCCCAAACUGUGGAUCAGGAUUUGUUGGAAUAGUUGACUAUGGGCUUAGAGUCAACCUGAGUGAAGCCUGGGAUGUCUUCUGCUACAGAGUCAAAGAUGUGAACUGCACGUGUAAGACUGGCUAUGUGGGUAAUGGCUUCACAUGUAGCGGGAACCUGCUACAGGUCCUGAUGUCUUUCCCCAUGUUUACAAACUUCUUGUCGGAAGUCCUGGUUUACUCUAACAGCUCCACGAAAGGCAGAGAGUUCCUGAAAUACCUCACAAACUUGUCAACCCGGGCCACCCUCUUCGCCCCAAACAAUAAUGGGCUAAGAGAAAAUGAGACACUUUCUGGACGAGACAUUGAGUAUCAUCUGUCCAAUGCCAGCACACUGUUUUAUGAAGACUUGACCAAUGGGACUACUCUUCAAACAAGGAUAGGGAAAAGACUCUUAAUUACAUACAGCAGAAGCCAGGGUUACCAAAUCCCGACAACGAAGAAGAAUGAGACCAGAUAUGUGGAUGGAAAAUCUAUUCUUGAAUGGGAUAUCAUUGCUUCCAAUGGAGUAAUCCAUGUCAUUUCAGAGCCCUUAAAAGCUCCUCCUCCAACUGCUUCUCUCCACGCUGGAUUUGGAACAGGAAUAUUCUUCGCCAUCAUCCUGGUUAUUGGAAUCGUGGCUUUUGUCGGGUACUCGUACUUCAGAUUCAAGAGGAGAAAUAUUGGCUUCCAGUAUUUCAAGUCAAAAGAAGACAUAGAUGUAACAGCACUAGACAAGCCACGGCUUUCAAACAUCACAAAUCCCUCCUAUGAAAGUUCUCCUCCUCCUCCACCUGAGCCUACCUACGAUCCUUUCUCUGAUUCUGAUGAACAGCAGCUUGUAAUGUGUGGGCCUCACGAUCAGUUUUGAAGACAGAAGUUGGAAUUAUCAACAAUGAAAAACAUUUCUCUACAGUCUAAAAUUAACAUUUACUGUGAAUAAGCCCUGCCUAAGCACUUCAGGAAAAAAAAUUACCUUUUACAAUUUUUUUUUUCAAAGUGUUUAAAAUGUAGUCCUAGGUGUGUAAGACAGGGAAUUUGCUGAAAAGUUGGUUGCAUGCAAGGAAUAUCAAGUUCCAUUUUAAACAAAUACAAAAUUAACGUAAAAAUGUAUUCCUCUGCCUAGGAAAUGUUUAAAGGUUAUUUCUAUUUAAGGACAUACCAGUUGCUAGACAACAGCCCACGAUGACUUACAGUUUUUCAGAACACCAUGUAGCCACUUUGAUUUACGAUGCCCAUCUUUCUGUAAAGAGAUCAAACUGCCUCUUAAACACAUAGUCCUGAUGUCCUCUGAUGACCGUACUUGGAGGAUGUACUCUGUUUGCGCUACCCUUGUGUCUUUAUAUCUAAUUUUGUCUUGGGGUCGAAUCGAGAAGUGGCUGACGAGCAAAAACUGCAAAUAUUGCUUAAGGCUUAUGACCUUCAUUUUUAAAAUGGUUUGAUCUUAACAAUGCUCUUCCUUCUAAAAAGUGAACUAACUGUGAAUGCAAGCACAGUAUGUCUGGUUUGCCCACUCUGAGCCAUUUAUGGAUUCUUUGUGUCAUUGUUAUGAAGAAGAAAUAUUCAUUGUAGAGGAAUUAACGAGGAAUGCAAGUCAUGUAUGACUUUAACCUUGUUUUGUUCUUUUAUUUCAAGUCAUUUUUGUGCAGAAUAGGCAUUCUGCUUGUUUACUGCCUGCUUUGCCUUCCCUGUUCUUUUUAGUGGUCUGUGUAAAGUAAAAAAAAAAAA